This is a messenger RNA of Pocillopora damicornis (cauliflower coral), 6335 nucleotides long. RefSeq names its product WD repeat-containing protein 90. Gene Ontology annotation, molecular function: protein binding. Gene Ontology annotation, cellular component: centriole. Lineage: Eukaryota; Metazoa; Cnidaria; Anthozoa; Scleractinia; Pocilloporidae. The record is from RefSeq and is a predicted model, not a curated record.
AUGUUUGUUUCUGACAAACAGGUGAAAGGCACAGUUUAUAGAAUCACUGGAUCAAUUCCUGCCAGCAACUUCAUUCAGUUCCCUCGCACCAGCACUCAGUCAUUAGGGUUGACCGGUAGAUUCUUGUACUGCCUAUUCCGUCCGAUUGCUGGAAAGUACUUUGUUGUCCAUGUGGAUUUAGCAACAGAUGAUGGACUUACCAUUAGGAUUUCCUUCUCAAAUAUGUUUAAAGAGUUCAAGUCCACCUCAACAUGGCUACAGUUUCCAUUUGUCUCCAGCCCUCCUCCUGGUUCAGUGGAUGAAGCUACUCUCAGUGAAGCGGGCACCAUAACAAGUCUUGUGGGCACUACUUCUCAAACAACUCGCUGGACUGUUCUGGUGCUAGACUUUCGAUACAUCCUUUCUGUCUACCUGAACCGCCAAUAUUCUUACAUGAAAAGCAUUCGCUUGUGUGCCAACAUGUUUCUCAAAGGACUCUUUACAAGUGACAUAGAUUAUGCACCUGGCAUUUCUGCUUCUGAAGCCAGAAAACUAGGCUUACUGGAUAAAGGAAUCAGUCCUUUGCCAAGAGAAAUGGCAUUUCCUUUAGCCAAGGGAGCAGAUUGGGACCAGUUAUAUGACUACAUCAAAUUCCCUCCUGAUUCCAAAAUUGCACAAUUUGGAAUCAUGGCAAAUAUGAAGUCUACAUUACAACAUGCCAAUGGGGAGCAACCUCCAACCGCUGCAAGGGAAGAAAGACGGGUCAGAGUAAAUCAUGUCAAUCAGGUUGGUUCAUCUGCAAAACUUUCCCAAGAAACUUCUCAACACUCAAGAGGUGACAUAAAGACACGUCAAGCAGUAACCUCAAGGGUAGCAUUAGUGGACAGACUUAAUCCACACAAGCAACACCCAAAAAAGCGCAAACACAUUGUUCCUACUGCCCUACCAGCAGUAGGAAUCCAAGGAGCACAAGUGGCAGAUCCAAAUUUUGGUGAAGUACAUGUCUAUGCCCACCCAAAUAAAUCUGUCACUAAUCUUCAACAACGGAAAGAACCAGAUAAGGUCCAACAGUUGGAAAGAAUGGAAAUACCAAAGGCUUCUAGGGCAGGAAACUUCACGACGCUCAAACCAGAUCCCAUUCUGUCUCUGAAAAGAGUUGUGGGGUUUGGAGAUGUGUCAUCUGGACAACAACAGUUUUUUAUGGGUCACACAGACAAGGUUUCAGCCCUGGCCUUUGAUGGUCAAAGAGAUAUUUUAGCUUCAGCCCAGACUGGAUCUCCUUCUGUUAUCAGAAUAUGGAAGUACCACUCACAAAAGUGCACCGCAAUGUUUCGAGCCGAAGUGCAUGAUGUGCACUGUAUAAGUCUUUCAUACAGUGGCAACAUUUUAUGUGGUGUUGGAAAAGACAACCUUGGAAAGCAGCUGAUUGUGGUUUGGGAUAUCAGUCAUGCUAUCAGAGGUGGAGAAGUUUCCAUUAUUGCCAAAGCACACACUGAUAUUGAUAUUCAGCGCAUGAGAAUUGCAGAGUUUGAUGACAGCAGGUUGAUCUCUUGUGGUAAUGACAACAUUCGUUUCUGGCGAAUUCGCCAUGGCUCUUUGAGGUCUUGUCCAGUAGAUCUUGGUCGUCAAGGCUUGGUUCAUUUCACUGAUAUAGCUUAUGGAGCCAAAAAUCCCACAAGUGCAGAUCCUACAGUUAGAAAAGUUUAUUCCUGUACAAACCAAGGGACAAUUUAUCAGAUUGACUAUCAGAAGAUCAUGCUGGACAAAGUAAUCAGACUUCUUCCUAUUGGUUCUCGUAGCAACCUAGUUGGCAAGUAUGGUGGUACAAUUCCAACUGAGUUUGGAAUCAGACUCAAUUCACUCUAUGUAAAUGAGUCAUUUUGUGCCACUGGCUCAGAUGAUGGUUUCCUUCGGUUGUGGCCUUUAGAUUUUUCCACUGUGUUCCUUGAAGCUGAACACGAGGGCCCAAUCACAGCUGUUAACAUCUCUAGUGAUGGACUUAAUGUGUUAGCAGGAACAAACACGGGUAAUCUUGGUGUAUUAAAUACAUCAACCCGCACCUACUCCACACUGAUGAGAUCUCAUACGCAAAAGAUCUCAGCCAUGUCAUUUGAUUCCACUCACCGUUAUCUGGCCACAGUGUCCUUUGAUGAAUCAAUACGAGUCUGGGAUCUUGACACUCUUGCACAGCUGUUUGACUUUCAAGCUCCUGGUGAGCUCCCCUGUGCCAUUGCAUAUCACCCUCAGCAGCAGUGCUUUGCCUGUGGGUUUAUGUCAGGAUGUGUAAGAGUGUUCCAUGUCGGGACAACAAAUCUGCUAGCUGAACAUAACCAGCAUGCUGGCCAAGUGACAGGCUUGGUGUUUACACCUAAUGGAGAAUUCAUGCACAGUGCAGGGUCACUAGGUAAUAUAGUUUCCAAUAUUCAUCGUGGUAACUGUUCAAGUUUAGCUGUGAGCCAUGAUGGAAAAUAUCUGGCCUCUGCUGGAGACAAAGUUGUAAAGAUUUGGGAUUAUCAUAUGCGACUGGACAUUAACUUUCAGGUCUUUAUUGGCCAUUCAGAUCACAUUCAGCAAGUUGCUUUCACUCCAGAUAAUCUUGGGCUAAUUAGUGUAGGAGAGGCCAUUUUGUUAUGGGAUUUUCAUGGAAGAGUGAGGCAGACACAAGUGAAUGGAGGACGCAACCCACAGAAAAGUUACAUUCCUGAACUAGCAGCAGAAAAAAGUGUGAAAAUCACUCCUGAAAGACCAUAUAGUCCACCAAAUGGUCAUCCUAACACAGUCAUCCCAAGAAAAUCAGUUCCAGUACCAACUAAAUAUGAACCUCCUCAGUUUGACAUCAGCCCAAUUCCUGCUGAUGUGCAUGACAGCGAAAAUGUUCGUGGUACCCUUGAUAGAGUGCUGCAGAGUGAAGUUCAUGAUAGUUACUCUCCAGAGAAAAGCAAAAGCCCCCAAAAACAAGUUUUGCUCAACACUGGUGAAUCUGGCUCCCCUGUCAAGACUAAACCUCCUGCCAGAAGAUUGAACUUCAAUGUUCCCCCACCGGGUGGAUCAAGAGUAGUAAACAGUGAUGACCAUCCUGUCCCUAAGGUCACUAGACACUACAGGUGCCGUGCAAGGACUUCCUCUUUGGCCGACCGCAGAUACACAGCUCCUCCAAACCAAGCAGGACUCCAGCUAAAAUCUGUUCUUGGAUAUAAUGGGAAUGGAAGGAAGAAUUUGGUCUGGAAAUAUGACACAGGCCUCUUUGCCUACACCAGUGGGUGUCUUGUGGUCAUGGAGGACCUUCAUUCUGGUACUCAAAGGCACCUUAUGGGGCACACAGAAGAGAUCUCUACAUUAGCCCUACAACAUGAUGGUCUGAUGCUGGCCUCAGCUUCUGGGCCUUCUGAUACAGUAGCCAGUCAGAUCCUCUUGUGGAACCUGCCAGAUGGAGUUUGUCAAAAGGUUCUAACCCACCAUGAACAUGAGAUAGUCUGUCUAGCAUAUUCCCGUGAUGACAGAUUCCUUGUGUCAGUGGGUGAUUACAGGGAGUGUUCUGUUGUGGUUUGGAGCACAAGAGACUUGGUAGUCCUUGCCUCCUCUUUUGCCAGGCAUCCAGUUCAUGACAUCAUGUGGGAUCCAUACACUGCUAAUGAAUUUUGCUCUGUGGGUCAAGAUGGCUCUGUGUUGUUUUGGUUACUGGAUGAGACUGGUGAUCAGAUGACACUCAAUGUUCAUGAGCCAGAGGUUCCAGAUGAACUUACACAGUCCAAGAAAGUUAGAGAUGAGUAUUAUGAUUUCACAGCUGUUUGGUAUGCAGGAGACAGUACUAUGUAUGCUGCUACAAGCUCAGGAAUGUUAUCUGCCUGGGACACCAGGCAGAACAAGUGCUUCAUUCACUGGCAAGGAGACUCUGCUGAAAUUGGUAUGCUUAUGGGAUAUGGUGGUACUCUUAUUGCUGGCAGUGCCUCAGGGAAUCUCAGAUUGUGGUCUGUGGUAGGAGUGAGUGAGAUGCGACUUCCUGGAGAUGCCACAAGAUUAUCCAGCAAUGGUUUGGUUAUGGAAGAUGAAAUGACACUUGAUGGAGCCAUUAUUUCUGCAUCAUUUGAUGAAGCAUUGGAAACUGGCAUUAUCGGUACAUCAUCAGGUACAUUAUGGUAUGUCAACUGGGAUGAAAGAACCAGUAUCAGGUUGGUCAGUGGCCAUGCACAGAAGAUUAAUGACUUACUCUUCAGUGGUCCAGAUGACCAAUACUUUGCAACAUGUAGCACUGAUGGAAUCUUACAUCUCUGGAGCAAGGAUAACUUGGAACAUCUUCAGUUUCAAGUUCUUGGACAGAAUUGCAACUGUGUGUCCUUCAGUCCAGUACCAACUGCCACUCCCACUAAAUCUGUCACAAACGAGGGACAGACUAUCGCAACUGUCCACCCACAGCCUCAACCUGAUGAUGAGACUAUUAUUCACCCUUCACAUUGUGCUGCUGGGUACAGUGAUGGAACUAUCAGAAUAUUUGAUUUGGGUAAAGUGGAAAUGGUUAUGAAAAUGCAGCCUCAUGCUGCCGCAGUGACAGCAAUAGCAUUCUCAUCUUUUGGAAGAGUGAUUAUCAGUGGUGCUGAAGAUGGUUUGCUGGCUAUCAGUAGUCCCUCAACAGGGUUGACAGUGAGACUUCUGAAUGAUCACAAGGGUGCACCAAUCACAUGUAUUCACAUCUCAUCUAUUAAGGAUCAACAGUACCCAAUGUCAUCCCCAUUGCUGUGGCUAGCAGCAAGUGCUGAUCGCCGCAUCAGUAUCUGGAGUGCUGACUGGUCCAAAGACUUCUGUGAAUUAGUAGACUGGCUGACAUUUCCUGCCCCACCCUUUGGACCUGAUGGACAAGCUCUUAGGAGAGGGGACCCUGCCCACUUCUCACAGCUGCCUCCAAGCCUGGCCCAAUUCUCUCCUACAGACCCUGACAUUGUUGUUUACACUGGCUAUGGCAUGCAGAAAGCUGUUCAGUUCUACAGUCUGGCUCAGAAAAAGGUUGUACAUACUGCAGCACUCACUCAGUGGGUGACCUCCAUGGAUAUAUCACCCAUGGGACAUCUCAUUGCUUUUGCAACAGAAGAGCGAUUAGUCAAACUGAUGGACUACAAUGAGGGAAGCUUUCAGGAUUUCGUGGGACACUGUGAUGGUGUGAACAAUGUUAGGUUUGCACCAACUGGGGAACUACUGUGUUCAACAAGCCAGUCAGAAAUUUUGAUGUGGAACGUCAGGGCUGAACUUGAUUAGGUUGCAUGAACCAGUAUUGGAGUUCCCAACAGCACAUCUCCAUACUCAGAGGAUGAAUUGAAAAGAUAGUACAGUACAACAAGAUCUAGCCAGUUUGACUGAAGAGGAAGGGGAGGGCAGAGUAAAAUUUGUGUGCAAAGGGUAACCAUUCGGGGAACAGGAUGAUCCCACUGAAUCUGACCUAACAUCCAGCAAAUGAUAGAAAUUUCAUUGGAAAACAAAUGCACAAUGUCCCAAAAACAACCGCAAAACAGUAGCCUGGUGAAAAGUAAAGUAACAUGAAAACUCUCAAGACAUAUUGCUCUCAAAAAAGCAACACUUAUUUUAUAUACACAAAAUCAUACACAUCACAACACUCACAAACUUAAAAGUAACAUGUUACAAGUGAGCAUAUUCCACCAAUAUGUAUAUCAUGGUGGUCAAGAAACUCUCUUGAGAAAUUCCUCUGUAAAUGAAGAGGGUAAAAAUCUGAGUCUCCUGAAAUGCCAUGAAAUGUUUGAAAAGAAUAGAAAAUUUUCUUGUAUUGAUGUAAAUUCUUUCUGGAAAUGGUUUGAAACCUGAAUCUGUUGUCUUUGUGGCCCAAUGUGGUAAAUAGCCUCAAAGGCUCUCUCUUAAAAGUUAUUGCAUAGUCUGUAAACAACACGACUUCUAGAGAGGGUCACAUGUUUAUGGAGUGUUGUACGUACUAGUUGCAUACAGUCCUGUUGUAAAUAUCACAGAAACUACGUGUGAAUAUAAUUUGUUAAUAUUUUGUGAUUAAUUGUGGCAGACUUUUUUACACAGCAGUUUACAUGCUUACCAGGAUUGGUUAUUUUGUAUGCAAUAAUACCACUGAUAAGUGUGUAGAUGUAAAAUGCAUUUGAUCUCAACAACCCAAGGAUCCAUAAACUGUCGCCAUAAAUUCCAGUGUUACACUCACUGUCAGUAGUAGCAUUAAACUGAGUCUUUUUCCUUGCAGAUCACACAAUAAUAAUUCACUUUUCCUUUAAAAUUCCCACAAGUAAUACUGAUUUUACUUCAACUGUCCAUGUGUGUUUUGUGUCCAAAGGACAGCUGUUUGAAUUGCAUAUAUUCACUAUGUAAUAACCAUUAUACUGUAUUUCAUAGAG